Messenger RNA from Hydra vulgaris (swiftwater hydra), 1088 nucleotides. RefSeq lists its product as uncharacterized. NCBI's taxonomy places the organism in Eukaryota, Metazoa, Cnidaria, Hydrozoa, Anthoathecata, Hydridae. The record is from RefSeq and is a predicted model, not a curated record.
UGAUUAUUGACGAUGCGAAUGACUGUGUAACAUUAUAUGACUCCGCAGUGUUGGGCUUCACCCUAAACCGCGGAGUAUUUAUAAAAUUGCUGUUAAACGAUUUCCAAACGUGGGUCAUGACGCAUCUUUACUUCCAGGUUAUCUCUUCGACGAUUUAUCAAAAAUGUAAUUUGCUGUUCAAACUAAGGUCUAUAUCAACAGGUUUUUGCCUUCACAAAACUCCUCGUGUUUUACCAGUAACACACCAAAUUCUUGGUGAACACAAUGCUCAGUAUUUUACUCCUUAUCCUCAAUUAACAAGAGAAGAAUUAGAAGAACCUCCACCUCGAGUAUCUGAUGAAGUGAGGGAUCUUCUACAGUUACGAAGAAAAAAGUUGAUUGGUGAAAAUAAGUGGCAACCACCAAAAAUUAGUGGACAUGUUUUUCGAAAAAAGAGAAAAGAGCUUAUUAGAGCUGGACAUUAUUUUCCGAUAUUUCCAUCACGCGACAGAAUGCUUGAUCCGAUGCCAAAAGUUCAACAACAUAUAUUAGAAAAAGAAGAGCGGUUAAAAAAAAUUGAACAGAAUAUGAAAAUGAUGCCUCUUUGGAUUGCUGAGUAUAAGUCAAAAAUGAGAGAAAAGAAAUUAAAAAAAUUAGAAGAUGAAGAGGAGCAAAAGCGAAACAAAAGGUAUAUAGAAAAACUUGGUUUACAUCCAAAGGAUCCCAGAGCAAAGGAUGCUUUAGAAGGACUUAUGAAAGAUAAACCUGAAAAGGCUAAAAAGAAGUUUACCACUAAAAAAAAGUCUAAAGUUGAAGUGGAAAAAUAGUCUUUUUUUUUUCUUUUUUUUUUCUUCAUUAAAUUAAUGGCUUCAUUUUUAAUUUUUUCCUAUAAAUCAAUAUUUAAUUUUUUUUUUUUUUUUUUUCGAAUCAAAACGACACACAACUGCAACAACAAAAAGUAACAAAAUUAUAUGAUAGAAGAACAGGUGUUUGUUUCAUUAAGUUUUAGUAGACUAUUUCUCUUUUUAGUAGAUUUUAGUGCAUCUGAAAUCCUAAUAUAAAGGUAAAAAAUUCGUCAAAAUUAUUUUGAUUAAAUAAUUUUAUUGAAA